AUGACCGACACCGUUGGAAAGACUAUCAAGUGCAAAGCCGCCGUCUGCUGGGGCGCCGGCGAGCCCUUGAAGAUCGAGGAAGUCGAGGUUGCGCCGCCCCAGGCUCAUGAGGUCAGGAUUCGCAUCCUAUAUACCGGCAUCUGCCACACCGAUGAGUACACUCGCAGUGGCAAGGACCCAGAGGGGCUCUUCCCGUGCAUCCUCGGACACGAGGGCGGAGGCAUCGUCGAGUCUGUUGGUGAAGGUGUAACGGACGUCAAGCCUGGAGAUCAUGUCGUACCCCUCUAUACUGCUGAAUGCCGUGAAUGUAAAUUCUGCAAGAGCGGCAAGACCAACCUCUGCGGCAAAGUCCGUGCUACCCAGGGUGCCGGCCUGAUGCCCGACAAGACCGUUCGCUUCAAGUGUAAUGGCAAGGACAUCUACCACUUUAUGGGUACCUCCACGUUCUCCCAAUACACGGUGGUAGCGGACGUCUCUGUAGUCGCGGUCGACCCCAAGGCACCCCUCGACAAAGUCUGUCUGCUUGGUUGCGGCAUCACCACCGCAUGGGGUGCCGUAGUGAAGCAACCCGGUAUCAAGGGCUCCAGCGUCGCCGUCUUCGGGUGCGGUUGCAUUGGCCUCGGCGUCGUCGACACCUCCCGCCUCGUCGGCGCCGCGCGCAUCAUCGCCGUCGACACCAACCCGAACAAGGAGGCCUGGGCGCGCAAGUUCGGUGCGACGGACUUUGUCAACCCCGCGAAGCUGCCCGAGGGCAAGCGCAUCCAGGACUACCUGAUAGAGAUCACCGACGGUGGGCUUGACUACACGUUCGACUGCACUGGCAACGUGCACGUCAUGCGCGCGGCCCUCGAGGCGUGCCACAAGGGAUGGGGUGUCUCUACCAUCAUCGGUGUCGCAGCUGCUGGUCAGGAGAUCUCUACCCGGCCAUUCCAAUUGGUCACCGGUCGUACCUGGCGUGGCUCUGCCUUCGGUGGUGUCAAGGGCAGGACUGAGCUCCCCAAUCUCGUCGCUGACUACACGAACGGCAAGAUCAAGAUCGACGAGUACAUCACGCACAGGAGGAAGUUCUCUGAGAUCAAUGAGGGCUUCCACGAUAUGCAUUCCGGCGAGUGCAUCCGUUGCGUCGUAGACAUGAAUGAACUAUGA
Messenger RNA from Gloeophyllum trabeum ATCC 11539, 1146 nucleotides. RefSeq lists its product as uncharacterized. NCBI's taxonomy places the organism in Eukaryota, Fungi, Basidiomycota, Agaricomycetes, Gloeophyllales, Gloeophyllaceae. Bases 1 to 1146 code for a protein of 381 amino acids. Gene Ontology annotation, molecular function: zinc ion binding; S-(hydroxymethyl)glutathione dehydrogenase [NAD(P)+] activity. The transcript is spliced from 11 exons. Gene Ontology annotation, biological process: formaldehyde catabolic process. Gene Ontology annotation, cellular component: cytosol. The record is from RefSeq and is a predicted model, not a curated record.